UAGCCAGACGCGCAUACCAGUUUGCGGGUGUGUCUUUACAGGUAAAGUAUGACACAGAGUAGAGUUAAAUGAAAUCUGCUACGGUAGAUAGUUUUGUAAUAGGUUUUAUAAUAACUGUAGAAGUUUAGAGACCUCAAUCUAAAAAAGAAAAUUAAUUUCACUAGUCAAGAACCUUUUAGAAUUCAUACACUGACAAGAUUUUUCAAUUCUUUCUUGGAUAGAGGUCAGUAAAAUUGUACAGUUGUUAUAAAAAGUUAUUAUUUUAGAAAACAGAUCAAUUUGUAUUGUGCAAAAUGUUAUUAAAAUGGAAAAUGAUGAUUGUUACUUAUUAGUAAAGCCUUUUGAAGUAAUCGAAAAUUUUUUUGAGAGUCCUCGUGCUUCUACAUCAAUUGGUCAUAUACUGUGUUCGCAGUUAUCUUCUCAAAUUUCUCUCGUUAAGCUUGAUAAGGUGGUAGCUAAAUGUUUUAGAAUGCCAUACUGGGCAGAACUUCCGACAAAAGAUGUAGUUCGUGAUUUUCAUAUCGUAGUUAGUUUGUGGUCUUCGCAUGAAACACUCGCUUAGUUUAAUUUCUUUUAGUAUUUAUAUCAAUUUUUCUUAUUUAAUAUUUUUUCAGAUUACUAAUAUUAUUAGUAGUAGUAAGAUUAUUGCAAUCAUUGUCUCUUAAUUUUAACUGUAUUAAUUAUUGUAAUUUAAUUACUUAGAUGAGUCUCAACAAAAAUCAAGGAGCACUGGAUCCUCGCAUUGCAGACCAAAAUCUGAUGCGGAAAAUGGCUUCGCUGAAAUCUUUUUCCACCAGCAGCUCAAGGAAGCAGAGUGGAAAUCAGCAGCUGCCUCCACGACCACUGCCUCGCUCUGAUUCUAGGGCACACAAAACACCUGCACAAAAACCCGACAACCAUCCAUACACAGCAACCCAAUCACAAACACCACCACAGAAGACACCUACAACAUACAACCGAACACCGCAUACAGUCACGAAACAAUCACUAAAUUAUCUACAAACACACAAACAACAGCUACCAAACGUUGCACAAACACAGAACGUACAACGCACACAAACAACAUUACAAGAACUCUCGACACAGACACACAAUCCAUCACACGUACAGCAAUUUCAUCGACGUUUUGUUUCAGAUGUAGUUGGUGCAGUAGAUGGUUCUGAAUUUAUUCCGACAAGAAAAUCAUCCCUUCCACUUGCUUCAGGACCAUCAGUAUCUUCAGCUUCAGCCCAGCUUGCAGCUCCAGAGAAAAACUUAAUCUACGACGCGCUUCUCAGAAUUGAGGAAAAAAUGACGUUGUUCGAUACAAGGCUACAAAACCUCGAAGAACUUGCAACCAAAAUCUAUACAAUGACGAAACGAGAGACGAAGAAGAAGAGCAUGGUUAGAAAAGAUCGUCCGGCAUUUCUUCCGUUCUCGACAAAAGAAGAUCUUCUUUUCUUCGAUGAUGCGUCGGAAGACGACUACAAUGCUUUUGUAAGUCAUUUUAUUGAUUAUAAUAAUUUAGAUAGUUUUGCAAUACUUUUUAUAAUAACUGUACAAUUUUAGAGACCUCUAUCCAAAAAAGAAUUGAAAAAGCCUGUCAAUGUAUGAAUUCUAAAAGGUUCUUGACUAGUGAAAUUAAUUUUCUUUUAUAGAUUGAGGUCUCUAAAAUUUUACAGUUAUUAUAAAACCUAUUACAAAACUAUCUACCGUAGCAGAUUUCAUUUAACUCUACUCUGUGUCAUACUUUACCUGCAAAGACAUACCCGCCAAGUGGUACUGCGCGUCUGGCUAUAUAGGUAAACAGUGACCCAGGGUAGAGUUAAAUGAAAUCUGCUUCGACAGAAAGUUUAGCAAUACUUUUUAUAAUAACUGUACAAUUUUAAAGACCUCUAUCCAACAAAAGAAUUGA
Molecule: messenger RNA, 1894 nt
Organism: Nasonia vitripennis (jewel wasp)
Lineage: Eukaryota; Metazoa; Arthropoda; Insecta; Hymenoptera; Pteromalidae
Exons: 4
Coding region: 703-1548 (281 amino acids)
Source: RefSeq, a predicted model, not a curated record